This is a messenger RNA of Myotis daubentonii (Daubenton's bat), 2966 nucleotides long. RefSeq names its product ring finger protein 151 (gene RNF151). Gene Ontology annotation, molecular function: ubiquitin-protein transferase activity; zinc ion binding. Lineage: Eukaryota; Metazoa; Chordata; Mammalia; Chiroptera; Vespertilionidae. Gene Ontology annotation, biological process: protein ubiquitination. The record is from RefSeq and is a predicted model, not a curated record.
UGUUUCGUCGGAAAAGAAGAACAAAGAUUCCUGGGAGGGAGAAUUUAUAUGGCUCCCAGUGCCGCGAGAACUAGACCGCAACAUCCCUAUCGCGAGUGUUCCCAGGGCCUCCAACACAGCUUGUGAUUGGCUUCACGGGGCCCCGUCAGCUCUGCGCGCGCCUGCGCGUCUCCGGGCUCGCGGAGUCGCUAUAAAUGCUGCUCCGCCGCGCGCGCACCUCCUCCGGCUGCAGGUAGGUCGGGCUGUGCGUGUCGCUGGGCGGUGGUCGGGAGGUCGGCGUUGGUUGAAAAUCACCCGCGGCCUUGCCCGUGACCGUGGGUGAGAUUCGGCGCCCAGAGCCACCGGGGGCCUCAGCUCACUGUCCACACGAUGUGGGAGGUGAAACCCAGGCCCCGACACGCGCCGCGGUCCGGGGCCCCGGGUGUUACCGAUCGCGUGCUCUCAUGUCAGGUCCUCACCCCGUUUUCUGCCCGCAGGGCUCCCGGAUGCCCCAAUUGAGGCUGACGCCGCCAGGAUCGUGGCAGUAGGGAGACUUCGCUGUCCUCUUUCUGAUUUAUCUCCUUAAAUUAUGUUGUCUCUCUUAAUUUUUUUAAUAAAGCUGUUGGUCUAAUUCAUGCGCAUGUGGGUGUUUUUGGUCCCCUGCCUGUCAUCCUGGAAAAUGCAACUGUGGACCCUCAGAUCAGUGUGUGCCGUGAAGGAGAGACCCGCGUCGGCCACCUUUUCCUCCUAGACAGCCCUGUUCUGCUUCGGAUGCCACACGGGGGUAGAGCUUAGCGUCUCCAAGGUUGGGGGGUGACUCCUAAGGGCCCACAGAGAGCAGAUAAAGUACCUUGAGCUCGAUGGGAGUCCCGCUGGGCCUGGUAGCCGUUAGCAAGGACAGGAGUGUAAGAUUCACAGUUCAAACAGCGGCCCCCUGGUCACUUCCCACAGGACAGGGUUUGGGUCUUUAUGGUGUGAUGAGUGAACCACUCGGUGGUAUGGAAAUACACUUUUCUGUUCUGUGCUUGACAUGUUGGAACAUGCUGCUCUCUCCGGUUGGAAUUGACUCCCCUACGCCUUUCUCAUAGGCCUGCCCAGAUGGUCCGAGCCUACCUGCUCUGGGAGGUUUUCCCACCUGCUAGCUCUUCCUGUACUGUAUGUAGGUGGCGUGGCAAUCUGGUCCUCAUUUCCCUGGUCUGUAUCCUGGAGCACCUUGGGUCUUAGAUCCUAAAGCCCCUGAGCUCUUGGAGAACUAGCCACCAGGGCAGCACUAUUUUAGGAGGGAGAGGGGAGCCAUCCCUUCAUUCCUGCUGAAGCCUCAGUCUUGGGGAUACUGUCGCUAGGAGUUUGAUUCCUGGCCUAGUGCUCCUUGGGGACCAGCUGUCAGUCACCAUCAAGGCAGGGGCUAUAGGGACCCUACCCCAGGUCUGUGCCCUGGGGAGUUAAGAGCCAGGUGGUGCAGAGUCCCAGUGGGCCCUGGGCCAGGACUGUGAUUGGCCCGCUUUGGGACAAUGCCACUGUGAUGUCAGCCCACUCUCCCUGUGAAAUGUAAGCUCCUCAGCCCCAGGGGUCAGAAGCUGCGGUAUAGACACAUAUCAUGGUGAGUCCAAGACCCUCUUGCCUCUGGCCCUUAUAUUUGUGCCUAAAUCCAGAGACUUGCCCAGAGCUGAACUCCAAUUCUGAGAAAGGGUGGACAAUGGCUUACAAGCUCCCAAAUGGAAUAAGAAAAGCUUUCAGAAGACUCUGGCCAAGAGUAAAUCCAGGCCAAGACCAGCUCCUAAAGCUGGGGAUUAGUAUUCAAAGGUCUUGACCCUCACAGCUGCCCCCUCAAAGUGAGUGCUGACCCACCCCUCCACUCAAGGCUCUCACGUGGCCCACCUCCCUACCCAAAGCUUGCUGGGGUCUCCCUCUUGGCAUAUGGAAUGGGGUGACCAGACUCUGGUCCCUGCCAGCCUCUGAUGCUGGUCUGGCCUUUUCAGAGUGGCGGGUAUGAUCUCAACCUCUUCACCAGCCCUCCCGACAGCAACUUUCUGUGCUCUGUCUGCCAUGGAGUUCUCAAGAAGCCAGUGAGGUUGCCAUGCAGCCACAUCUUCUGCAAGAAGUGCAUUCUCCGGUGGCUAGCCAGACAAAAGACCUGUCCGUGCUGCAGGAAAGAGGUGAAACGGAAAAAGAUGGUCCGUGUGAAUAAACUCCGAAAGACCAUUGGCCACCUGGAAGUUAAGUGCAAGAACGCUGAAGCUGGCUGUUCGGUGACGUGCCCCCUGGCCCAUCGCAAGGGGCACCAGAACUCGUGCCCUUUCGAGCUAAUGGCCUGCCCCAACGAGGGUUGCAUGGUGCAAAUACCGCGUGGGACCUUGGUGGCACACCUGCAGCACUGCCAGCAUGGGACCCAGCAGCACUGCGCCCUGGGCUGUGGUGCAAACCUGGGCCCAACGGAGCAUGGACCCCACAACUGCCACUGUGAGCUGCGGGAAGCCUGGGGCCAGCGCCAGGAUCGCAGCCAGACCCUGGUGCUGUGCCUGCUCCAGCAUGUGCGCAAGGUGCACCGCACCACCAACCUCAUCUGCUGGCAGUUGGCCCAACUAGGGAACUUCCUGGAGAAUGACGCACUGCUCCUAGGGGCACAGCAAGAGGAUGCCCCUGCGCAGCAAGAGGAUGCCCCUGCACCGCUGGAGGAUGCCCCUGCACCGCUGGAGGAUGCCGAGGCCACCCCGGAAGGCAGCAUUGGGACUGAGGUGUGGGGGGUCCAGGACCAAAGUACCUUGUAAAUUGAGGGAUAAAUAAACACGAGCCCUGAACUGGCUUGCUCCCGCCAUCUCUGUGCUUGCAGCCCUCCACCUCUGCAGGCACUACUCCCUUCACCCUGCAAGGACACUUUGGCCUCUCUCCCUCCAUCUCUCCCAAGUUCUUUCCCACCACUGGGUUUUAACACUGGCUCUUUUCCCUGCCCAUAAGCUCUAUCAUUCAUUCUCCUUUGCCUGGCUACU